CUGAAUACCCUCUUCAGUGAGACACAUGUACUGGUCUCCCCAAUACACGCGUGCAUUAUGGGCCAAAUGAAAUAGACAGCUAAUGAUAAACCCGGUGACAAUUUUGCUGACUUUUAACAUUAUGUUGAACACCAGCAGAUAGUUCUAACUUCAAUAUUUUUUUCGUGAGAACUUCAUUAGAUUCCUGAUACAUAUGGAAGGUUCAUUAUGACGAAACCUAUAGAGGUGGCCCAACCAUCGUGAAAUUUACGAACUUUGACAUCGAGCUGGUUUUAAAACUGAACGACAACAGAUGUUUGUUUUUAUAUUUGAUUGGUGCUGAUAUUGGUGCAAUUAUAUAUUUAGUGUGAUAUUAUAUUUACAAUUUUGUGGCAACAUACCAAAGUUACAAGCAAUACAGAGAUGAGUAAAGUAAUGACGAACUGCAAUAUAGAGCUGCGUGGAAUUCUCAAGGUGCCCAGCGAGGAGAACACCGAACACAAAAAGAUUCAGUUCCGGGACAUGGCAGCAAAGAAAAAACGUGUUACAAGAAGUCGUUCACUGUCCCUCUCAUCAACAGAUAGUUAUAGCUCAGGAUCUUAUACAGAAAGCUUCUCAGACGAUGAUGGGCUGACACCCAGAGAGAGAUUGCAGGAAAAUAGCAAAGGUUGUGGCGAGUUUUGUGUUAAGAAUAUUAAUCAGGCAGAAUUUGGAAGAAGAGAAAUAGAAAUUGCCGAACAAGAAAUGCCUGGUUUGAUGGCGCUGCGUAAGCGAGCAGAAUCGGAAAAACCAUUGAGUGGUGCAAAAAUCACAGGGUGUACUCAUAUUACAGCUCAAGCAGCAGUCUUGAUAGAAACCUUGGCUGCUCUCGGAGCCACCGUACGUUGGUGUGCGUGCAACAUUUACUCAACACAGAAUGAAGUGGCAGCUGCUUUAGCAGAAGCAGGUUUUGCCAUUUUUGCAUGGAAAGGAGAAUCUGAGGAAGACUUCUGGUGGUGUAUAGAACAAUGCAUCUGUUCUAAUGGCUUUGAGGCAAAUAUGAUUCUUGAUGACGGUGGUGACGCUACUCACCUCAUGUUCAAGAAAUUUCCAUCUAUUUUCAAACAAAUCAAGGGAAUUGUUGAAGAGAGUGUUACUGGUGUACACAGACUGUAUCAACUGUCGAAGACCGGUAAACUCACCAUUCCUGCAAUGAAUGUCAAUGAUUCAGUUACCAAGACAAAAUUUGAUACUCUUUACUCAUGUCGAGAGUCUAUCCUGGAUGCCCUGAAGCGUACCACAGAUGUCAUGUUUGCAGGCAAACAUGUGGUUGUGUGUGGUUAUGGAGAAGUUGGUAAAGGCUGCAGUGCUGCAUUAAAAGGACUUGGUGCCAUCGUGCAUGUCACAGAGAUAGAUCCUAUCUGUGCCCUGCAGGCAUGCAUGGAAGGUUUUCGUGUAGUGCGUCUUGAAGAGGUCAUUAAAUACAUGGAUGUCAUCAUCACAUGUACUGGUAAUAAGAAUGUUGUAACUCGUCAGCAUCUUGAUAGAGUGAAAAAUGGUUGUAUUGUUUGCAACAUGGGCCAUUCAAAUACAGAAAUUGAUGUGGCUAGUUUACGUACUCCAGAAUUGACGUGGGAAAGAGUUAGAUCCCAGGUUGAUCACAUUAUUUGGCCGGAUGGGAAACGAAUCAUGCUAUUAGCUGAGGGUCGGCUUGUUAAUCUCAGUUGUUCCAGCGUACCAUCCUUUGUAGUAUCUGUCACUUCCACAACACAGGCCCUUGCCCUUAUAGAACUUUUUAAUGCUCCUGGAGGAAGGUACAAACAAGAUGUCUACUUGUUACCAAAGAAAAUGGAUGAAUAUGUAGCAUCAUUACAUUUACCAGCAUUUGAUGCACAUCUCACAGAGUUGGCAGAUUCUCAAGCAAGAUAUUUAGGUCUAAACAAAGCAGGACCGUUUAAACCAAACUAUUACAGGUAUUGAAGUAAAAGUUACUGAUCUGAAGUACCUUCUAAAGAAAAAUACAAAAAUACAAAAAAAGUGGACCACAUGUUGUAAAAAAUUAAAAACUAAAAUGUCCUUUGUUCAUAAAAG
This is a messenger RNA of Saccoglossus kowalevskii, 2049 nucleotides long. RefSeq names its product S-adenosylhomocysteine hydrolase-like protein 1. Gene Ontology annotation, cellular component: cytosol. NCBI's taxonomy places the organism in Eukaryota, Metazoa, Hemichordata, Enteropneusta, Harrimaniidae. Gene Ontology annotation, biological process: L-methionine cycle. The record is from RefSeq and is a predicted model, not a curated record.